Molecule: messenger RNA, 1200 nt
Organism: Drosophila suzukii
Lineage: Eukaryota; Metazoa; Arthropoda; Insecta; Diptera; Drosophilidae
Product: replication termination factor 2
Biological process (GO): site-specific DNA replication termination at RTS1 barrier; mitotic DNA replication termination
Cellular component (GO): nucleus
Source: RefSeq, a predicted model, not a curated record
UACACCUGCGUGCUUCCAUCUCUAUGAAAAAAUAUAAAUAAUAAAGAAUUGUGAAUAAAGCGUCAUUUACACUUAAUUUAAACGUAAUUAACGCCAGUCAAAAUAGUAUAUUACAGAUAUACUGUUUAUUUUGAGUAGCAGCUGGAUAACAAAAUACUUAUAAACAAAAGUUUACAAAAACCGACGUAUAAUUAUGGGUUGCGAUGGUGGAACCAUUCCCAGGCGUGAUGAGUUGGUGCGCGUCAAGCAAAAGCCGGAACAGAAAGACAAGGAUGCGGAGAGGGAGUUCCGCUGGCGCCACUGCACCUUAACCCAGCAGAGCCUCCAGGAACCGAUCGCCAUGUGCGGCAUGGGCAGGCUGUACUCUAAGCAGAGCGUCAUUGAGCGCCUUCUGGAGAAGGAACCUAUGCCGGAGACGGCAGCUCACGUGGAGAGCAUGAAGGACAUCCGCCAACUCAAUCCCACUCCCAAUCCCGCCUUCACGGAGGAGGACAAAUCAGAUGGCUUGCUGGACACACGACAUGCUCCAUACAUCUGCAAGCUGAUUGGCCUGGAGAUGUCCGGCAAAUUCCGGUUCGUGGCUCUUUGGAGCUGCGGAUGCGUGGUGUCCGAGCGAGCCUUGAAGCAGAUCAAAGGCAGCGCGGCCAGCACUUGUCCGCUGUGCCAGGCUCCCUACAGCGUCGAGGACGUGGUGGUGCUCAAUGGAAACGACGAGGACUUGGAGCUGAUGCGUGUCAAGAUGGAAAUGCGCGCUGCCAAGCGCAAGUCCUCCAAAAAGGAGAAGAAGGGAACAAAGAAGGUGGAGGUUAAAGCUGAGCCCGAAGAGUCCCAGGAACCAGUCGCCUCUACAUCAAAGUCUGCAACUAUUGAGAAGCCCACCUCCAGCUCAAAAGUGAAGGCUGCAGGCCAGGUCAAACGACUUGGGGCAGUGAAUGCCAUGCAGGAUCCUGAAAUGAAACGCCUUAAAAGUGACUUUAGCGUGGCCAAGGAUCCCAAGGCCAGCGAUGUCUACAAGUCGCUUUUCACCUCCCACAAGACCGAGAAGGACCAGGAGCGCGCCCACUGGGUCACCUACAACCCCUUCUACAAUUAGUCUAGAUAUAGUUUAAGUUUGCUGUUUCACUUCAGUCACUUGGGGACUGACCGUAGCUUGAUCUUAUAAACCAGACACACAGUUCAAAAAAUACAAUCGACAAUGUA